Messenger RNA from Nematocida minor, 7068 nucleotides. RefSeq lists its product as uncharacterized. The coding region runs from base 1 to 7068 and encodes 2355 amino acids. The transcript has a single exon. Gene Ontology annotation, cellular component: extrinsic component of membrane. The record is from RefSeq and is a predicted model, not a curated record. NCBI's taxonomy places the organism in Eukaryota, Fungi, Microsporidia. Gene Ontology annotation, biological process: protein targeting to vacuole; protein retention in Golgi apparatus.
AUGUUUAGAUUUGAAUAUUUACAUCUAUGUAAGAGUAUAAGUAUGGGAUUUGUGAAAAGAUACUUUCUUAAAAAGAUAAACCAGAGCUUAGCCGGAAAGACAGAGCCUAUUCGCAGCGAUAAAAUAUCGUUCGAUAUCAUCAAGGGUAUUUUUGUUAUAGAAGAUGUGAGCGUGAAUUUAGCAUUUAUUAGCACUCUGCUGGGCAUAGACGUAAAAACAUUUAAAAUAGGCGAGAUAAUUUUUAGAAGUAAUUGGCACAGCACCGACCUAUUUACCGAAAUAGAAGUAGAAAAAGUGACAGUCGAGCUGGACGGGAAUGCCUGCAUGUGCAAAAGCUCAGGAAGGUGCUUCCCCUGCAGAAAAAGAACAGAAGAUGUAGAGAGAGUGUCUAGGAGCAUGGCUUUUAUAAAGUAUGUGCUGGGUAAGGCAUUUGGAAGACUCUCGUCAAGAAUAAAGCUGCGAGUUAAAGAGGUUGAUUUUUCAGUGCAGCUAGAGAGCACACUGGCAGUUGUUUUGAAGAAGCUGAAAAUAGCGAAAGAUGAAGAGGUGUACAAAAUGAGCAUAGAAAACAAAGAUAUUUCCAUUCCGGGUGUGAGCGCAGGGAGUUUUAAAAUAUGUGUAGAUCUCUUAUCAAAAACAAAGAAGUGCAGAGUAGACAUGCACCAGAUAGAAGUAGAUCUGGCCAGAAUACAGACUGCAGAGAUAUUGGAGCUGGUCAAAACAGUUAAGUAUCUAGCAGGAGUGGAAACAAAGCAGCUAGAGCAAAAACACGCUGCAGGUGAAAAAGAAAAGAAAGACAGAAAAACAGAAAAUAAUUAUGACAGCGCAGAGCACGAAACGUACGAAGACGAACAGAGUAUAGGAGCAAUUUCAGCAGGUUCUAAAAACACAGAAAGAGCGAGCAGUCCGCUGACCGAUGUAAGUGUUGAUGCAUCUUUCAAACUUCUUGGUGUAGAUGGCUUAGAAGACUGUUCCUUCCAAGUAAAAAAGAUGAAGAUGCAGGUCUAUGAGAGCGAGAUAAGAGGGACAGUAAGCGCAUACUUGAAUGAAAAUAAAAAAGAAGUUCUGGCGGUUGAAGAGGCUGAUUUUGUCAUAUACGACAAAGACGGAAAUAAAGAGGCACAGUCUAGCAAAGAGAUAGAGCAUACUCAGAAGGUGUACAAACUAGAGAUCAAAAACAUAGUGGGAAACAUUCAGUCGGAAAUCCUUCCUGGUGUUUUCAGAGCAUACGAAAGAAUUGGGUGUAUAGCUAGAGACUUAAAUGGUAAAAGUUCAGGAGAAGAGAAAAAAAGAAAAAGCAAAAAUCCAUCUGCCAGCCCAGACAUUUUUAUUACUGUAGAACAAAGCCACAUUAAAGCAGGAAUCCUAUGUGCAUACACCUAUCUAGAUGUUCAGAAAACAGAAGUGCAAUGUGUAAAAGAUGAGGUAACAUUUUCUAGUUCAAUGAAGUGCAUGCUGAAUAACACCACCCUAAGCGAUGAAAUGGCAACAUCAACAGCAGAGUUUGGCAUCUCGGCAAAGUACUCUGAUAAGCUAGAAGUGGAUCUGCUAAAGAUAGCCGCACUGGAAGAAUCAGUUCCAAAUCUAGCAAUUAUGCUAUAUUUAUUGGCAAAUCAGGUUCAAGAGUGCAUGCUAGUAAAUAGGAGCAUGCUAUAUCCUUCUAUGGGCACAGAAAAAACAGAAAGUGCUGCAAACUCGCAGAAAAAAGAGCUGCCUGUCUAUAUAAAAAAAUGUUUGAUCUCUGGCCUAUUUGGAAAUAAACCGUGCGCUCUUUCUGUUUCUGAUGUUGCAGUAAAUGGCGGGUCCGUGGUUAUAGAUCGAAUGGAGCUGAUGUGCGACAAAGAGAAGCUUGCAACUUCUACACUUGCACACAUCAUCGUUAGGAACAACAUAGAGAUAUCAUUCUCAAAUUCAGAAGUAGCCAUCCCGAGUGAUGAUGAGUUUGUUCUUUCUAUAUUCAGAGACUCACGAACAAUACACAUGGCCCUGAAAGAAGCUGCCCGAAAAAAGAUAGCAACAAAGAGCAUAGAAAGCGAUAAAAGCAGCAAAGAAAGUAAGAAUGAAGAAGCAGAGACAGCAGAAGUUUCAAAUAAGGAGCCGGAAAUUGGAGCAAGUAGCGAUGGUAUAAUUAAAAUAUCGCUUGACAAAGCCAGUGCCAGCAUGAAGGGCCCAGGAAUUGAUCUAAUACUGAAAGUAAACGGCCUGUGCAUGGAGAUAUCAGACUCUUCUUUCCAGCUUACGUCAUUGAAUGCCGCAAUACACAAUGGAAGUGAAGUGCUGGAAGUGGUCUCGCAUGAGCUUAUUUACAGGUUUAUAGACAGCUCCCUAAUAGGCAAUUUUACAGGAAAUGGGUUUAUGGAUGUCAACUUGCACGUGUUUUCAGUGAAUAGAGUAUUCUUUAUUCUCCACUGCUACACUAUUCUGACAGACCUUCCAUGCAUAGGGGUGCCUUCAGUGCCAGGCUUAUCGCACUUGGAGAAUUCUAGAAGUGAUGUACAAGAAACUCCUAAAAAUGAAAGCGAAAUGAGCAUCAAAAUAGACAUAGAGGCCAGCAUAUAUCUAACAAAACAGAACACAAUACUCUGCAAACUAUCAAGCAAUGUCAAUCUAAGUAUGCUCAAGGGAUUGCUCUACCAUGGGACAGUGUCUGUCAUGAACCCAAAAGUGUGGUCAGACGGUCUGCUCAUAUGCCACUCGUCAGAGGUGGUGGUGGAGUUUAGAAAAGUGUCGCAUCUUCUCAAAUCUUUCAACAUUCUGAUAGACAGAGUGGAUGUGCAAGAUACAAUAGGAGUGUUUCUCGACAUAUUCGGACAGCUAACCAAGGUAAACUACAAUAACAAUUCGCCAUCUGUAGGAACGGCAAUUGACAUAAAGUGCAAGAUAUCAACGAUCAACAUGAAGUCAGAAAACACAGACGUUAUUCUGACAAACUUCGCACUGAUCAAUUCUUACAUGCAGGUAGGAUUUAUGCUGAAAAUAUCUGAUAAAAAAAUAUUCGAAAUACCGCAGAAGAUCACCGUAAGAACAACAGCCACCGAAAUGCCAGAGAUGCACAUUGACAUAGAGACGAUAGAAACCACCCUGAUAGGCCGGCCUGAGAUAGAGGGGCUCUUUAGUCUGCAGAACAGGCUUGGCCAGACAAGAGUCCAAAAGUAUCCCAUAAAAGGAAAUAGUCUUUUAAGUAUAAAAUGUCCAUCGAUAUCUGUAAAAACAAAACACCCUCCUGUGAAGGCUGAGUUGCUGCAGCUCUCAAUCACAGCUGUUCAGCUAAUAGCCAGCCCCUCAGUAAACUUUGAAGGAUCCGCCCUUUGCCGAAUGUUUGUGAAGGUUAGAGAGACAAAACAGUACGAAAUAAUGACAGAAACAUUUCCCAUUGACAUCACCAUGCAAUCAUCAAUGCCCCUGCAAAAAGACAAAGCAGGAUUCUGCAGUCUACCUUUCAGCGAUGCAGAAGACGAGUCGCUGCUAGUUGUCUUUCUUUCUUUCAUCGUGAAGGAUACGAUACGGCUCAGACUCAGCAAAAAAAUCAUAGAAGCAUUCAAACUCUCAGAGAAAAGCAUAGAUUUGACAAAUCUCACGAACAAGCCGAUUUUGGUGGAUGGCAAUGUCUUAGACUCAAUGUGCAGCUCGCACGUACGAGACGACACAUUCACAGUGCACAGCGAAGAUAGACAGGCCAUAUUCGAUCAGUAUGUUCCAAAUACAAAGAAAGCAGUGCAGGUAUCGAGAAACAUAUUCCUGGCUACUUUCAAAGAGAAGUCAGCUGUUAUCAGAGGAGCCACCAAUUUCAAAAAUAUAACGGACACAACGAUAGCCAUACACAUUGAUAAGGAAAAGAUCUUUCUGCCCCUGUUCUCCGAAUGUGCGCAUACAACAAUACUGACGGGAUUCAGCGUGAACAUAGAAAAUGACCCAAGGUCGUUCUGCAAUGUCUCUUUUGAAGUGCCGAGUAAGGCGACAAAUGAGCCUAUUUCCAUAAUAGGCAUGAGGAGGAUAGAGCACAACGACUCGUACAUUACUGUGGUGUGUCUUUUUGAGAUAGUGUCAAACAUUCCAAUCCUCCACUACCUGUUCCAUCACGACUUUGUGAUCAACAAUCUCAUGCUCACUUCUCUCAACUUCGAGAUAAAAAUCAGCACAAAGUCCAAAGUGGAAAAAAUAGUCGGCGUAGCGCAGUCCUGCGAGAUAAAGCAGAUGUCAGGGAACAUCCAGGCAGAGAAAACAAAGAAAAUCAGACUGAGAAUCAACGCAGGCGUUGACCUGGUGCUGUUCCCCGAUGAGAUGGCAUCAAAAGUCACCGUAUCAAAAGGCGUAGUGGCCGUUAAAGAGCCAAAAACAGUGCUGAUUGGCGGAUUUCCUGUGGAUGUAGGAAUCACACAGGUGACAAUAUAUCCCAUACUCAUCGCGAUCAACAAAACACACGACGAGCUGUACAUCAAAUCAGGAAGUACAGUGUGCGAGAUAGCACACAACCAGCAAACUACUCUCCCAACAUCCAGGGACAGACACUGCCUGAUCUUCUACAAAGUUGAAAGCAACACAUUCAGCUCAAAGAUCCAGUACAACACAAUGUUUCUGGACAUCAAGUCAGAAUUCCAAAGAAACUACCUCGUAAAUAUAUACCAGGGCGAAGGCUCCAAAGAAAAAAUAAAAUACAUCGUGGUGGAGUACGCAAAUGUGAUCGAAAACAGAACAGGACUUGAUCUAACGAUAAUAACAGAUAGAGAAUUCACAUGCGGAAGUGGAGAGCUCGUUCCUCUGCACUUCCCAAGGAAGAAGAUCAGCACAUGGAUAAAAAUGGGGUCUCCUGCCAUAGACUCAGAGCUGGCGCACACGUCAAACUCAUCGGAAAUAUCAGACUACAUACUGGAUCUGGAAGGAUCACCAGAUGCGAGCUAUCUUCCGCUAGACGGUCUGAAGAAACAUUUUGUAAAGCUGAACACCAGCGUAGAAAAUGUGUCAAUACACGGAAUGACUUCUUCUCUUGUCAAAAGUAAGAGCGGUUUGCUCUCCUCUACCUCCCAGGCGGAGUCGAGUGAUACGCUCUCCGAAGACGAUGGAAAAGAAGAAGAAAGUGAAAAGCUGCAGAAGUACAUAAACAACUCCAUACUGCUCUCUGUGACCAUACAGACACAAAACUCGCAAAGACAGAUAAUCAUUGAAAAAGAGUCUAAGUGGCCGUACCUUAUCAAAAAUAUGACGCAGAGCGAAAUGACGUUUUCCCAAAAAGGACAUUCGCUGGAGUAUAUUCUCAAACCAGGCGAAAUACUUCCGUACUACUGGGACAGCUUCAAGGCACAGGCUGCCUUCUGCAUCACAGUUGACAGCGUAGAAAUUCUCGUGGAAAACUUUGCAGUAACCACGGUUGGAGAAUACAAAGCCACCCUGACCUCUGAGAGAAGCAGAAAAGUUCUUGUGGUCAGCAAGAUGACACACGAAGUGCGAGCAGAUACUUCUGACAUCCAGGGAACGCUCAUCCGCGCGCGAACAGGCAGAGUGUCGAUCAGCUUGCUCGAUCGGGAAGAGAUUGAGUUUUCUGCUCUGCAUUUGUUCAAUGUCCACCUUAUCUCCAUGCUCUCUCCCAACGGCCUUGAGUUUAUGCUUAAAACAGAUAGCUUCCAAAUGGACAACCAAGAAAUAAAAGGAUACUACCACAUUCCAGUGCACACGCCCAUCCCCUCCGAUGUGCUAAGCAUAUCUGGGUGGAUAGUAAACAGGAGUAUGAUCCGGUAUCUGAGCAUAGUCAUGCUUCCUGUUGUCCUGGAAAUAGAAGAGGUGUACAUGAAAAAAGUGAUCCAACACUUUGUCUCCCUGGGUGAGCCAAUUGAAAACCCAAAGUACUUCAUUAUGUGCAGCACGUGUCUUACCAGCAGAUGCAAGUGCACGUACACAAAGCCCAUCCCUGACACAUCAGCGUAUCUAUCAAUUGGCUAUCUCAAGAUAGAAGCCGUUAAAUUCAAGUGCUCCUUCAGAAGAGCAUCGCGUGACUCCAUUGUUCCCCUGUCAUCUGUUUUCUGCAACAUCACCAGCAGCAAAGUGUCACUCCCCAGCGUAGAGCUCUUUGACAUACACUCUAGGACCCUGGGAAUAUGCCAGAUAAUUGGAAGAAUGUACAAACGAGGACUAAUCAGAAAUAUUGUGUCUCUUGUGCUUUCUGCUGACAUAGUGGCCAGCCCAGGGGAGCUAUUUGAUAAGCUAGGUGUAGGUGUUCAUGACCUGAUAUACGCACCGUACCGAGCCAUGGAUAAUCCAGCGCUGCUCUCUAAACAGCUUCUGAUAGGAGGCAAGAGUCUAGCUAAGAACGUAGUUACAGGGCUAGCUGGCUUUGUGGGGAAUGUCAUGGGGAAGUUCUCGCAGAAGCUAGCAGAUAUCUCCAUGGAUGAAAACUUUGCAGAAGCCAUCAGAGAAACCAGCUGCAUCUACAUUGAUGAGCUCGAUCUGGGUCUCCCUGUAUCAAAGACGCAUCUCUCAAAGGCAGGCGAAAAGUUCAUGGGAUCAGUCAUCAGCGGAUUUAAGGGUGUGGUGCACAGCCCCAUGCAGGGCAGAAGAUCCAAUGGAAUCAGCGGAAUGAUGCAGGGGAUAGGCAAAGGCCUAGUUGGUGCGAUAUUUAAGCCUAUAUCCGGGGCUGUGGGCCUUAUGCAGGGCCUCUCCACGAGUAUCACUGGUGUCCUGGGAUCUGACAAACCGCUGCUCAGGAUCCAACUGCCAAGAGCUCCGCCUCUAGAUGGCGUUCCGUGCGAGUAUGAAGUUGAAAGAAAUGCGUACUACAGAGCGUAUACUGUCUUGGCUAGGGGUGAUGCGAAAAAAGAGGAAGUGUUUUUAACAGGAGGUAUCUGCACUAAAAAAUACAUUGGCUGGUACAUUUUAAUCACAAGUGCUCGGGUUAUAUUCUACAACAAAGAAGAAAUUCAGGAGAUACCAGGCGUGUCCAUAGCGCAGCAGUCGGAAAAGAAUACGCUGCUGAGCGUGGGGUCGGUAGAAAUAUACCUAGAGGGGCUGAGAGUGUACAGAGAGCUAGAGAAGUACAGUGCGCUAAUGGUUCUGAAAAAAGAUCAAGCAGAGAGCUAA